Branchiostoma floridae (Florida lancelet) is the source of this 3616-nucleotide messenger RNA. Its product is annotated as glutamate receptor ionotropic, kainate 2-like. Gene Ontology annotation, biological process: monoatomic ion transport; modulation of chemical synaptic transmission; synaptic transmission, glutamatergic. Lineage: Eukaryota; Metazoa; Chordata; Leptocardii; Amphioxiformes; Branchiostomatidae. The coding region runs from base 177 to 2672 and encodes 831 amino acids. Gene Ontology annotation, molecular function: kainate selective glutamate receptor activity; transmitter-gated monoatomic ion channel activity involved in regulation of postsynaptic membrane potential. The transcript is spliced from 16 exons. The record is from RefSeq and is a predicted model, not a curated record. Gene Ontology annotation, cellular component: plasma membrane; presynaptic membrane; kainate selective glutamate receptor complex.
CAGACAGGCCUCUAGUAAAACGGGCCGUGCUUGGGACCGCCUGUUGGCUUUACUUGGCUUUAAGUUCUGUAUUCUGACGCCGGAAUCCUGUGGUUCUAACUGAAGAUUGUACCACCGAUAGGAUUGUUGAGUAACCGUGACAGUCGGUGCUGACACUGAGUACGAGCCAUAGUAGAAUGAUGACGUCAUCCCAAGUUUCCCGUGUUCUGCUGGCUGUCCUUUGCAUCCAUCAGUUCGGUCUGACUCGGGGGAUAUCUAUAGGGGUAGUCUCUAACAGUACCAAGGUGGAGCGAGCCGUGCAAGCAGCCAUCGCACUAGUCAACGACAAUCCUCAGGAUUUUCCAGGAGUCAUGAUAGAGCUCAAGCAUCAAACUGUCACCGAUGGAACCGCCUUCAGCGUUCAGCAAGCAGAGCAUCGGUUAAUUGAUGUUGGUGUUUGUGUUGUGCUGACCAUUCCAUUCAACACCGACAUCCGGGAAAUCUCUUCUCAAAACCGGACAAAACUCGUCCCACGUUUCCGUUUCCCGCCAGCGCAGCCGUGGCCCCGAGUGACAGACCUGUAUAUGGCUCCACUGUAUGGUGUAUGGCAUCAAUUAAUCCUGGACCUGAUGACCGAAUACUCCUGGCGGUCUGCAGUAGUACUGUAUGAUGAUUCUAUUGGUCUCCAGUCUCUAGAGAGAUUCUCGGACGCGGUGUCGCUGAGGGGCUGGUUAAUAUUGAUGGCAAGUCUCAACACCAAAUCUGACCUGACCCUAGAUAUCGAAGAAACGAUUGAUGUCAUCAAGAAAGUACGCAAAUAUCACAUCAGGACGUUCAUACUGCACUGUCGACUGGAUGUUACCAAGGCCGUGCUGGAACUGGCUUCCGACAUGCUUCUCCUGAAUGGCCAAUCGCACUGGAUAAUCACACAUCCAGACAUAGCUAGAGAUCUACAUGUACUGGGUAGGUUUGUAAACGACAAUGUGCUCUUCACUGCACUCCGUCUGCACAGACAGACGCCAAAAUCAGGAAAUGACUUAGAAGACGACCUGGUUCAUGACGCCAUCUUGGCAGCAGCAACAGGAGUGCGGAAGGUUUUAAGUGAUGGAGCCUCAGUAGAAAGGACAACGUGGUGUCGGGAUGGAACUCUGCUGAACUCUAUUCGCCAGGGGACAUAUCCCGGGCGCACUGGAGUCGUGACUUUUGACGACAAUGGAGCAAGGAGUGACGUCACUAUCUGGGUGCUAGAGCCAGUGGAUGGAAUAAUGGCGGAGGUUGGUACAUGGACCAAAGGAGUUGGUUUUCAUCGCCAAGCGUCUACCCCCAUACAUAGCCUUUCUUUUGCGUUCCCACGGCGACCUCUUCGCGUUGCGGUGUUCUUGAACCAUCCGUGGGUGGUAUUGAAGAAAGAUUUCCUGAACUAUGUUGGGGUUCAUCAGUUCCAAGGCCUGGCCGUCGAUACAUUGAAGAUGGCUGCACUGAGAAAAAACUUCACCGUUGACGUUUAUAUGAAUCAAACCUCCAGUGUUGCUGCUCUGAGGCGAGAGGCCGUCAAAGACAGGGCAGACAUAUAUCUUGCAGCCAAGCCUGUGCGGCCCAGUUUGCUGCGGCACUUCGAUGUUUCCCCUUCCUUGGCCGAGUUGGGUUAUGCCAUGUAUGUGAAAAGACCUGAACAAAGUCACGUUGGCAUCCAGGCUUUCUUACGCCCCUUCUCGUACGAGGUCUGGGCCUACAUUGGGAUCUCAUACAUGGCAAUUAGCCUUCUUCUAAGCGUCGUAAAUGCGGUUAACCCAUACGAGUGGUUCUGCCUGGCAAAACGCGGUGAAGCUUCUCCUCAGGAGGGGGGAACGUACCUGCCAUGGAACAGCCUGUGGAACGCUUACGGCGCCUUUGCCCAGCAGGGAGCAGUGACUGUACCACAGUCCUUUGCCGGAAGGUUCAUCAGCGGAGCGUGGUGGUUCUUCAUGACAGUUAUCGUGGCUUCCUACACAGCCAACCUCGCCGCGUUCCUGACUGGAAGCGCCAACCAACCAACGAUUAGUUCGCUCACAAGUCUGGCCAAUCGGGACGAGAUGUCUUAUGGCUGGGUUGGAACAUACUCUAUUAAUGACUUCAUGAGAGCCAGUACAACUGAACCAUACGCCACAAUGUGGAAAUACACUGAGGAGCAGAAUAGGACCAAUCUUGUCAGCGGAGUCAGGAGAGGUCUCAGCCGAACCGUUCAGGGCGACAAGUACGCCUUCAUUACCUCCACUGCAGUCCAACACCGGCGCUAUGAACAGCUGUGUCACCUUCAGGUGGUUGGCCAGAAAUUUUUCACCUACGGCUUUGCCCUACUUUUUCCAAAGGGGUCAGUUUACAAGGACGAAAUCAGUUGGGAGAUUCUCUACCUGCGACAAGAAGGAUAUCUGGAGAUGCUCGAGAAGCAGUGGCUGACAGGAUCUGGUGAAGACAUAUGUUCGGACAAACGUCAGACAACAGAAGACACAGGUGUUCUCGGUGCGGAGAGCUUCAUGGGACUAUUCAUGUUCCUUGCAGCGGGUGUUGGAAUAGGGAUGGUCAUCCAGCUCGUCGAAGUCUCAUGGUUUAACGCGAGAGGAAACAAAAGAAAGCAUGAUGUGGUACGUUCUGUCAGCAUGAGGGUGCAUCUGACGGAAGUCUUGCUUUCCGGGAAAGAAACAACGACGCUAUAAUGCAUCCGCGAUAGAAAGUUUGAAGAAUGCGAGGGCAUGUGGCUGUGGAGUUGAUGCUUGUCUUUGGGUUGCUGACAUGUUGGCUCAAGAGUGUUAAAUAAUUCUUGUCCUUCUGAGUCAGUAUACAUAUGUGCUGGUUGCACAUGGUUUGGGGUAUUGAUGUCAUACCACAGUGAAACGCACUGAAUACAGAAGUUGUUCUGCAGCAGCGCGCAGUUAAUGGUCGGAUGAAACAAUACACAGAGGGCUUAUAGGUAAAAUCAUUGACUGAAGGACUGGAGUUUUACAAUGAAAUUUCUAUGUGUAAACUCUAUAUGGCCUCCUCCGGUCAAUAUUGACCAUGGUAAAAUCCUAAUUGAUAUCAGCCCUACAGCGUCGGCUGUAAACUAAUGUAUAAACUAUUAUCAGUAAAAUGUGUGUUAGUCGCUGUUCCCUUAUGCGUAAAAUGAAACACUAUAUGACUUUUUAGGAUAAUAUUACUUUGCAUGGGAUACGCUAUUUGCAUAAAGAAAUAGAUAUGAAUACCUGGUAUCUCCCAUAUUCUGUUAUCCUAGAUAUCUUGUCAUUCCCGGGUUAUAAUCCCGGAAUUGGGAAGUAUUUAAUAUUUGGCAUCAAACUCAUUCCGAUGCCCCGAUGAGAUCUCCCGGCCUUCUUCUCAGAGACAAUUAUUUUCCUAGAAAUUAUGACACAGGAAGUGUGCGAACUAUCAAGUUAUGAUUGUAAUGGACUGGGGGAUGCUUAUAAACGAUUCUUGGCUAAAAGACAAGCCUUACUUGGAACAAUGCUGCCUAUACACGUACUAUCAAAUGUCGUUUAGAUUACUAGUAUUUAGUAGUGGCAAAUUAUUGGACAUGGGGCAUAUCCGAACUUCACGAAAUAUGCAAGAAGCCAAAAGAUAGCAGUAUAUGUAACCCAUUGGGAUUCAAAAUAAACCACCAAGAGAA